AUGACGUCCGAAACUUACAAAGCUGCUGUUCUCACUUCACCACAGGAACAUGACGCAAAACCCACGUUUGCUAUCAAGAACCUUCCACGGCCAGUGCCUGGCCCAAAUGAAGUUCUCAUCCGCCUCUCACUUACAAGCCUUUGUGGUUCUGACCUAGGAAUGGCAUUGGGUCACAUGGGGCCGGUGGGAAAUAUCCUCGGACACGAGGGAGUUGGCAAAAUCGCAGAGCUCGGCUCGAAUAUUGCUCACUUAGACCCCAGCGUUCAGAUCGGCCAGCGUGUAGGCGUGGCAUGGACGCGAGAUAUCUGCGGAAGCUGCAAUAUGUGCGUUGAUCUUGCGAAUGAGGGCGAGACACGCUGUGCGCAGGCGAUGCAUUCUGGAAAAACCUACGAAGGUACUUUUGCAGAGUAUACUCUCGUUCCGUUGAGAUAUCUGGCUCGAAUUCCUGCUACCUUUGACGACAUCCCUGACGAAGAGAUUGCGCCUAUUCUUUGCGGCGGAGUCACAGCUUAUAAGGCUAUCAAAGGGUGCAACAUUACGCCAGGCCAAUGGGUAGUCAUCUCCGGCGCAGGAGGAGGUGUCGGCGCCUUAGGAGUUGCGUACGCCCAUGCCAUGGGCUACCGGGUGAUCGCCGUUGACGCAGGCGCCUCCAAAGAGGCUUACUGCAAGUCUCAAGGCGCCGAGCAUUACAUAGAUGUCACUUCAGGAGAAGACGCAGGACAGCAGGUGAAGAACUUGACCGACGGCCAAGGAGCAAAGGCUGUUGUAGUCACAGCGACUGCUGCCGCCGCUUAUCAGAAAGCGUUUGAUAUGCUAGGCCCUUUUGGCACGUUGAUGUGUGUUUCCAUACUGCCAGAGGAGGCCAAGAUUUUGUUCCACCCGCUCUGGUUUAUCGACAAUGGUUGGACUGUGAAGGGGUCAUCUGUGGGUACGAGAGCUGAUAUCCUCGAAGCUCUGCAAUUUGUCAAGAGGGGACUCGUGACUCCCAAGAUCAAGUGGGCCGAGCUUGAAGAUAUUGAGAAUUUGAUGGACAAGAUGUCUAAGGGACAGCUGGAGGGAAAGUAUGUCAUGAAGUUGUGA
Messenger RNA from Fusarium sp. VM40, 1080 nucleotides. The record is from the annotation of a GenBank genome assembly. Lineage: Eukaryota; Fungi; Ascomycota; Sordariomycetes; Hypocreales; Nectriaceae.